AUGACACCGAGUUCUUUGUCCCCGCAUUACGCGGCUCAAUCUCCUUCAGGACGUAAACCUGACUUGGUAGCGAAGGAGGUGCUGGAAUGGUGGCAAACCAACGGAAAGCACCCGUUCAUCCAGCCCCACAUCUCGUCACCGAGUAAUGUGGGUGCGAACUCGCCAGAGAACUUACCACUAGGUGAUAAGGUCCAGCUCAUUCGACUACCAGUAGCUUCACCGUCAGCCAUUAAAGAGUUCAGUCAGGUUAGCAGUGAAGAGCCAGCACAUCUCACCACAGCAUGGAAGAAUCUCCCUGCAACGGUCGCAAGAGACGCCUCACUAUGA
Messenger RNA from Phycomyces blakesleeanus NRRL 1555(-), 327 nucleotides. RefSeq lists its product as hypothetical. The transcript is spliced from 2 exons. NCBI's taxonomy places the organism in Eukaryota, Fungi, Mucoromycota, Mucoromycetes, Mucorales, Phycomycetaceae. The record is from RefSeq and is a predicted model, not a curated record. Bases 1 to 327 code for a protein of 108 amino acids.